Messenger RNA from Branchiostoma belcheri (Belcher's lancelet), 1146 nucleotides. RefSeq lists its product as uncharacterized. The record is from RefSeq and is a predicted model, not a curated record. Lineage: Eukaryota; Metazoa; Chordata; Leptocardii; Amphioxiformes; Branchiostomatidae. The transcript is spliced from 3 exons. The coding region runs from base 204 to 1046 and encodes 280 amino acids.
GAGAGGCACGGGCGACACACCGCCCGCGGCCUUGCACAUUUUUUUCCGUAAACAAGUUUUCACAAGUGCCGGCACACCUGUUAACACUGGUAUGAAACCAGAACGCAAUGAGGAAGUACCAGAGUAAACCACCGUGAAUCCUGCGAAAGCCCAGCAGAACAUUUUUAGAAGUCUUUCUUAGGGAACAAACGUACAAGAAGAUCAUGGGCACAAAGUUCGUUUUCGUGCUAUGUACUCUACAGAUUUGGGCAACGAUCUUCACAUCGGCAAGGCCAGCACCAAGAAGUGUCAAUGACGUCACCUUCCCAUCAACUCCCCAUCACGUGACAGGCAAUCACCUACCAAUCAACGGCGUCCAAACGGCCGGAGUGCCAGGUAAAGGAACCUCAACGCCAUUGGCCACAACUCCGCCCAAUCACAAGUCAACUUACAAGACUGUUCCCACCAUACCUACUACAUCCGUUUCCGGUUUCAGCAAUUCGGUUGGGCGUUCCACUAAACUCUACACGACAUUAGAAAGAUUUACUUUGCCGAUUUCAAAUGUAACGGCCAAGGUGACCGCCAUGACACCACGGAUUACGUCACCAAAGGGCAACUGCAGCAAUGCAACAGAAUGCAGACAAGAUCAAAACAAAGGUCCGUCUAACUACUCUACAGUGCUUGCAGUUACUGCCAUAACGUCGAUUAUCAUGGGAAUAGUGUUAGGUACGGGUGCCUGGCAUCUCCGGCAGAGACUCUUACUCUCCAGGGCAAGGAAACGCAUGGAGGAACGGAGAAGCCAGAUAGUCUACAACAGCAACCCUGCCUACCACCAGAGCUGCUUAGCAAGUAACGACAAACUGUACUCCACUAUACUCAAUCUUAAUGACUACUCGCCACGUCCGGUUUCCAAACUUUCAAACGGAAACGGCCAGAAAGAUGACGGAAAGAAAGUCACUACGACAAGUUUCACAAGUCCUCAGUGCGACGUUACGACGAAGGGCGACAAACGUACCAACGCGAAAGAACGUUUUGGAAAUCCACUGAACGUUUUGAAGCUGUACUAAUAAGGCAGGAGAAACAGCAGUCAAACUAGAAAAGUAACAGUUGCAAGGCAAAUGCAUAAUGUUUACCUUCGCACAUGGUCUGGUCUGUUAAUUCUUACUC